CAGCCGGUGUUCAGACCUGCACUGCCUCCCGGGACAGACGGCACAGCAGCCACUACCGGAACUUGUGGUGUUCACCUGGACUCUGUAUUAAUUCUUUAUUGCUAAUUGUUUAUUUAUUAUUAUUAUUAUUAUUAUUAUUACAUGAGAGAUAUGAUGAUGACUAACGGCGGGACCAGAAGUCUGUGCACAGUGGAGGACAUCAGAAAGCAACAAUAUGACCAGGGGUGCAGGAGACUGCGGCUCACUCUGCAUGAGGACAACCAAGCGGCUCGCAGCUCAGGCCAGCAGCACAGAGAUAAGCCUGUUGGACGUGCAUUUGCGCUGGUGCAGCCCCCCAACGAGAGGGCGUUUCUGCCACCCCAACCUGUGAAAUCCUCCGAGGAGCAAGUGGAAGUCAUCAAGGUGUAUCUCGAGGCUCGCAGAGAAGAGAAUCAUAAACAGAAUCAGAGUCUGAAGAUGUUGUCAGAUGAAGUUUCACAGAUCCAAGAGGUGCGUUACUGCCUGAAGACACUAAGGGAGCAGAUGGCGUCCAAAAACAAGAUUCACACCAACGGUUGGAAGAUCUCGUCUCCAUUCAAGAAAAUGUCCUCAUCCAGCCAGAAAGCUGAACCCAAAAAUGUUGAACAGGAGGCAGACGACGAGGCGGAGAGGGCCAAGCUGAGAGAAGUGAGCAAGCGUCUGUACGCUCAGAUGCAAGACGCUGAGAAAAAGCAUCAGGAGGAGAAGGAGAAACUGCAGGCUGAAGGUAGCAUGCUGAGGGAGCGUCUGAGCGAGCAGGACGACAAGCUGAAGAGCACCAAGGAAGACGUGGAGAAGAAAGACCAGCGCAUAGAUGAGCUCCAGAGGUUACUGGGGGGCAUGGAGAAGGAGAGUGCCACCUUGAGGGAGAACAUACGCGAGCGAGAGGCGGAACUCCUUGAACUACGGCGCUUCAGAGAGGAAGGACCUAAGGGAGAGCAAAGGGCAGAGGAGUUGGAGAAGGAAGUUGCCAUUCUCAAGGAGAAGAUCCACCAUCUGGAUGAUAUGCUGAAAAGCCAGCAGAGGAAAGUCAGGCACAUGAUCGAACAGCUUCAGAAUUCUCGCAUGGUGAUCCAGGAACGCGAUCGCGUCAUCAAAGACCUGGAGGAGAAAGUGGCUUUGCUGGAAGCUGAGAACCGAGAGAUGCACGACCAGAUGGACUACUUCCUGGGAGGACAGAAAAGCACUUCUUAUCUGUCGUCAGAGAGGAACCCACAGAUCGUAUCCAGCAAACCGUUCAAGCUGUCCACCUCCUCCAACAAGCCACUCCCGUUCAUCAAGGUCAUCGAGAUCAAGUCGUGAGUGUCACGGGAGGCACCAAAGUGUUUUUUUUUUUUUUUGGUAUGUGGACUGAAACCAAACAGCAGCUCCGACCGACACACGGCGAUACCCGAGCUGAGCUUUUCACGACAAUAAGCCGUCUUGAAGGACGCACAGCACUCUUACUUUAACACGCUCAAAGUGCAGCAGGCUUUUUAGUAGACGAUGACAUUGUUUGUACUUAACCACAUAGUUUUAAAGGUAAGCACUAACUGAAAGUUAACGUGCAGAAAGCUGACAAAACUGCAUCGUAGAAGUGUCAAUGUUUGUCUCCACUUUAAAGCAUUUCAGUUGCCCGUCGUGAUGUAAAUGUGGUCUCGUGAAUGUUCUUUCAACUUGUAAUUUUCUAAACGCUAUCUACUUUGUAUUUAUUUAUAUUAUUAAAAGCUUUUGACUAAUUAAAA
Molecule: messenger RNA, 1742 nt
Organism: Syngnathus acus (greater pipefish)
Lineage: Eukaryota; Metazoa; Chordata; Actinopteri; Syngnathiformes; Syngnathidae
Gene: tuft1a
Product: tuftelin 1a
Exons: 12
Coding region: 142-1320 (392 amino acids)
Biological process (GO): intracellular signal transduction
Cellular component (GO): intracellular anatomical structure
Source: RefSeq, a predicted model, not a curated record